Messenger RNA from Penicillium bovifimosum, 1254 nucleotides. RefSeq names its product OTU family ubiquitin thioesterase. NCBI's taxonomy places the organism in Eukaryota, Fungi, Ascomycota, Eurotiomycetes, Eurotiales, Aspergillaceae. Gene Ontology annotation, cellular component: nucleus. Gene Ontology annotation, biological process: protein K48-linked deubiquitination. The transcript is spliced from 6 exons. The record is from RefSeq and is a predicted model, not a curated record. Bases 1 to 1254 code for a protein of 417 amino acids. Gene Ontology annotation, molecular function: ubiquitin binding; cysteine-type deubiquitinase activity.
AUGAAUCCGCUAUCACAUGAUGAGAUGGAGCGCUUUCAGAAGCUGUCCAACACCUAUGAACCCGACGUCCAGGGACCCCUAGUCUCCAAUAAACAGUCCAGUCACAGCAUUGCCUUGGAUUACUCGAAUGCAGAUUCGACUCUAGCUACAAAAACAAAUGCGCUUGCCGUCACCCACCCAGAGUGUCGCAUUAUGAAAGGCGAUGGGAACUGCGGGUGGAGAGCUGUGGCAUUUGGUUAUUUCGAGACCCUUUUCGCCCUCCGAGAUACGAUUCGGAUCGAGGCGGAAAUUCAGAGGAUGAAGUCCCUUACUGCACUGUUAGAACAGGUCGGACUUUCGGACUCGAUCUAUGAGAUCUUUGUCGAUACCACCGAAGAUGUCCUCAACCAAACGCAUGCGGCUAUCCUCGGCGGCGCACAAGAUGAGUCUUUUCUUGUUGAAACGUUUAAUGAGGGCUACACCUCCGAGGCGAUCAUCACUCACUUCCGGCUUUUGACUAGUGCCUGGCUGAAGAUCAAUUCAAGUCGCUAUCAAGCUUUCCUUAAUAUGCCGCUGGAGUCGUACUGUGCCACGCGGAUCGACCCAGUAAAGACCGAAAUCGACGAGAUUGGCCUUCAGGCUUUGGUCGACUGCGUCAUUGACGGAUCUGGCUUCGGCGUCGAAAUCCUAUACCUCGACCGAAGUCAAGGCGAUGUUGUGACACCUCACCAACUGUCCUCGAACCGCCCCAACGACGCAACGAUUCGCCUCCUGUACCGACCAGGCCACUAUGAUAUCCUUUACCCAGCCAACAACCAUCUAAACAUGGCCCCCAUCGUCAAUCUCCAAUACGAAAUGACAUCCGACUACUCCCCUUGGGACCAAUCCGCACUCGGAUUCGAUGUCAACUCAAGCCUGAUGGCCAUUCCCAAUCUGAUGCAGGACCCAUCGUUCGGCAUGGGCGCCCCCAUGUCGCCUAUGCCAUCUGUCUCGCCAACACCCGCCAGUCCAUUCCGCAUGUCCCCACAACAGGACGUCUACUCACCGCCCAUGCAUUCAUCACCCAUGCACUCAUCGCCCAUGCAAACCCACGCAAUCCCGUCGAUCCCCAUCUCCUCUCCACCGGCACAACUCGCGCCUCCCUCCGCCGCCCCGCCGCCGAUGACCUCGCUGCCGAGUCGAUCGUCGGAGGGCCCACAGAUCCGCCUGAAUCCCCUCGUAAUGAAACCGAAUUUGAGCCGGUCCCUGCCAGUCUCGCCUCCUUUCAAAAAGUGA